AUGUUUAUAUGUCAUCAUUGCAGCAUCUGUCUAACAAUUCCUACAAGCGAUACAUUCAUUAUGACAGCCCCUGACAGUCUCCUCGACAACCUGAUGCCACAUCAAAAAGAUUCGCUCAACUCGCUCAUGUGGCGAGAAAUUCAAGCCCAACCUGGAGGAAUUCUAGCCGAUGAGAUGGGGCUGGGAAAAACACGAUCCAUGAUUGCGCUGAUUAUCCAGAGGAAACUGGAAAUGAAACAAAAACGGCAGGAGACAGUAUGGAACGAUGAAAAACGAGUAGAUGUUGCAAAGAAACAUGGGUUGUGUCCGUUGGAAAACACUCUUAUAGUCGUACCACCGAUUUUGGUGAACUAUUGGGUAGAAGAAGUGAAACAUCUUGCAGCUCCGGAUUUUAUUUCGAUUUUCGUUUAUACUGGGAACAAGAGUGGACAGUUGACCCCUGAGAGCCUUGGCUCAUUUGACAUUGUGAUUGCAACAUACCGCCUGGUAUCAAAGGAAGUUCUAAAGAAGCCCACAAGUUCAAGAGACGAGGAAAUUGAUGACGAUGCAGGUAAGCCACACUCUUAGCUUCAUAUAUUUGUAACAUGAAAAAAGAGAACAUCUUGACUGAAAUAUGAGUGAAAAGAGGCGGAGCUUCAGAAAUCACGCCCAACUUGUGGGCUGCCCAACUUUAAAAUCCCAAUUAUAAUUUGUUUUUUUUUCAGAAAAUGAUGGAAAACACAACACAAUUCUGCUGAACGAAGACUCAAUUCUCGCUCGCAUUGCAUGGAUGCGCAUAAUUCUCGAUGAUGCUCACUUCACAAAGAAUACAAGCUAUUUGCUUGCUCUCAUCCUUUUCUAGAUGGUGUCUCACGGGAACUCCGAUUAAUAAUAACUUAUGGGACUUAUUCAGUCUUGUUAGGUUCCUGUCGUCUUCCAUUUCUUCGUGAAGCUGUAUUCUGGAAACAUUGUGAUUGCAAUGCCAGAGUGGGUCAGAUUUUGCUACUCUCAUUAGAAUCCGGUGGAGUUGGACUCAACCUGACCAGCGCAAGUCAUAUGAUUAUGAUGGAUGUCCAUUGGAAUGCUGCUCUUGAGCAGCGAAUAUACGAUAGAAUUCACCGAAUUGGACAAGUGAGAGAUGUCUUCAACCAUAGGUAAUUUGAACCAAAAUAUUAAUUUCAAAAACAAAAUUGUUCCCGAAAUUGUAUUUAAAUUUUAAAAAUUAGAUAUUCCGAGUAGAUUGCUUUCGUUUUUGAAAAAUUAGAUUUUAUACAAGAUCAAUUUCGGACUUCCGUGUAGGCGCCUAAACGCUUGCUUGUAAAAAAAUAAGUUUCCAGCCGCCAACUAACUUUUUUUCAAGAAGUUUAUUAUGAAAUUCGGUGUUUUCAGACAAUUUAAAUCUAAUAAAGCAAUAAAAAAAAAUUGACUACACCACCAUGAGGUUUCAAAUUUAAUUUAUAACCGAAGAAAAAUAGAUUUUGGGCUAUUUCAGUUUUUUCGUGCUGGUACCUUUUUCAAUUAAAAAAAACAAUCCGCUGAAACUUAUUCAAAUUUUGCAGACUGAUCGUGAAGAGGACAAUCGAAGAAAGAAUCAUUGAAUGGCAGAAGAAAAAACUACACAUGUGAUUGUGAUUGCAAUGCCAGAGUGGGUAGAUGUUAUUGUGAAAACCGUCAUUCUCCGUAGAGCAAAAAUCAUCAGUGCAAUGUGUCCAAACAGUCUAUUGCCAAUUUGAAAGAUAUGUAAAUAAUUUGCCAUGAGCUGCAAAUGGAAAGGUUCGAGGAAUCUGCUUUCAAUAUAAUGGUCAAGGCUGCGGAGAAACUUUCAAAAAGGAUCGACAAAGAUAAUAAUAUUCUCGCAAAUCCAUCCAUUGUGGGACCACGGGACAUAAGCCAAUGUGAUGUUUGGAACAUGCCCCUAGUUUGCUAUCACUUUUAACGCAUUUUCGCCAAGCCUGAGUGCACUUCUACAUUGCAAAACAUGGAUUGGACAUGAAGACGUUUGAAGUCAACAACGUUGAAAAAGUGCAAAAAACGACGGAACAUGGAGAGAGCUGA
Messenger RNA from Caenorhabditis elegans, 2034 nucleotides. The record is from the annotation of a RefSeq genome assembly. NCBI's taxonomy places the organism in Eukaryota, Metazoa, Nematoda, Chromadorea, Rhabditida, Rhabditidae.